Amphiprion ocellaris (clown anemonefish) is the source of this 2855-nucleotide messenger RNA. RefSeq names its product neurochondrin (gene ncdn). Gene Ontology annotation, cellular component: dendrite. The record is from RefSeq and is a predicted model, not a curated record. Gene Ontology annotation, biological process: regulation of neuronal synaptic plasticity; neuron projection development. The coding region runs from base 186 to 2513 and encodes 775 amino acids. NCBI's taxonomy places the organism in Eukaryota, Metazoa, Chordata, Actinopteri, Pomacentridae. The transcript has 7 exons.
ACGGCCACCGUUCCAGAUAUUAGAUCCUUUUUAGAUCACCGUUGCUAGGAAUGUUCCAGCUAACCGACCGAAGGCUCCACCGGCUGUCCGUGGAGCUAAAGCCGUGAUCCUCAGCCGGAGUUUCUGUCGGUUUUUGUUAAGUUUUCCUCCUUUUAUCCCUCUUAUCAUCAGAUAUCGGGGUUACUAUGGAAGACCUUGCCGGGGUGAAGAGCAGCCAGCCUCCCGGAGGAGAGGAGCGGGGCGUGGGGGAAGGUGGAGGCCCGGAGAGGGGCUCUGGAGGCGGGCUGACCGCAGCCCAGCUGGCGGUGCUGGAGAGAUGCCUCCACGGCCUGAAACACGCGAAAAACGACAGUCACACGCUGGCUGCUCUGCUGCUGAUAUCUCGGCUCUGCCCGGCCAGCCAGCUGGACCAGCCCACCCUGCGGCGGCUCUUCCAGGCCGUGGGUCUGAACCUUCCGGCUCGGCUCCUGAUGACGGCGGUCCGAGGCAGCGAGAGCUCAAUGUUACCCCCAGAUGAGCUGCUCUCUCUGGGCACGGCUCUGCUGGCCGCCCUGAGCACCGACCCAGACAUGGCCUCCCACCCCCAGCUGCUCUCCACCAUCCCCCUGCUGCUGGGCAUCUUAGCCAACGGCCCGGCGAACCAGCAGAACCAGGACCGAGGCGGCCAGAGUCCAGAGAAGAACGCAGCCGAAGCCUCAAAGCCGGAUCCGGUCGGAGAGACAAGCGACAAAGCGGCCAGAACGCCUUCAGAAGCGUCCUCCAGGCUGGACGAGGCCAUGGCUGCAGACUGCUACCAGGUUCUGACGGCGGUUUGUGGUCUCCCCAGAGGUCCAGACCAGCUCCUGAGCCGAGCUGCUGUCCCGGCUCUGUGCCAGGCGGUGGAACAGAACCAGACUCUGAGCCGGGGGAGGGGGCUGGCCCUGCUCGGCCUCCUCCUGUCCGGCAAAACCAGAACCAAAGCGUGGAGGAGACACUCUGCAGAACUCCUGGCUCUGCUGGUCCGACUCUCCAAAGACUUCAGCCAGUCCUCAGACCAGAACCGGUUCAGUAUGUGUUCCCAGCUGGUCCAGUUCCUGCCCCCUGCUGGGAUGGCGGCCCAGAGCGAAGACCUGAAGGGGGUUGUGAGACGGGUCUGGGUGGCACUGAGGCCCAUGAUGCAGGCCAAGUUAACGCCCAAACAGAUGGGACCGGUCCUGGUCCUCAGCGCCUGUCUGCUGGACCUGCACGGCUGGGAGCUGGUGGGACCCCCCAAGUUCUGCUGCCUGCUGGUGAACCGGGCCUGUGUGGAGGUUCGCAUGGGUUUAGAAGAACCACCAGGAAAUGAUCUGAGCCCAGAGCUGCAGCAAACUCUGACAGGUUGUUACCGGAUCAUGGAGGCGUCCAUAGAACAGGCGUGCCUCCAGACGUCUCCUCAGAUCUCCGUCUCAGGUCUGAGUCUGCAGCAGAGCCGUCAGGUUCUGGGGGUUCUGGAGGAGGCCUUCUCUGCUCUCAUGUUCUACCUGCAGCAGGUGGAUCCGAGUCGCUAUGGCGACCCGUUCGUCUUCGCCACCGUCCGCUCUCUGUGCUCGUGGUUGGCCGAGGAGACUUCCUGUCUGAGGGAGGAAGUGACCAAACUGCUGCCGUUUCUGAUCAGCUACAGCCGGAAGCACCUGCAGGACGACGGCUCUGAGCAGAACCUCCAUGACUGGAUCAGCGAGGAGAGGGACGGCUGGACGGGCAGCGAGGCUCUGAGGUAUCUCCUCCCAGCUCUGUGCCACCUGUCAGCAGAAGAAGGUCCAAGGAAGGUUCUGCUCGGCCUGGACGCUCCAGCGCUGCUGGUGGACUUCCUGUCUCGGUGCUGGACCUCCAUGAAGGGGAAAGGAUGGGCGACAAUGGCCAGAGAUCCCAGUAUGGAAACGGCCUGCUCAGCCCUUCUGAACUUCACCGUGACGGAGCCGGAGAGAGUCAGGAAGGACUCCUGUUUCAGAACCCUGGAGGCCCUCCUGAGUGAAGCACUUCCUGUUUUGGUGAAUAAGCCCCGCCUCCUUGUCCUGGCAGCCAAUUACUGCACUUUAGGACUAAUGAUUGGGCGACUGAAGUCUUCUCCUUCAGGCUCGGUGGAAGCAGCUCAGCGGCGUUUCUUCUCCGCAGCUCUCCGGUUCCUUCGUGGCGCCCUGGACUCUGGCUCUGGUCCCGGUCCAGUGAAGGUGAGCCCCGGCUGGGAGGAGAACUGGGACGAGGCGGCGGAGCUCUGGAGGUUGAGUCUCCAGGCUCUGGGAGGCUGCGUCCGAGUCCAGCCCUCCGUCUGCGGCCUGAUCCGGGAGGAGGGAUGGCUCAGACACACCCUCAGCAUGCUGGAUCAGGGCAGCGCUCUGCCGGACCGACACACCGAGGAGGUUCUGGAGGAGGCGCUGAGUGCCGUCGCCCAGCAGUGUCCGGUCUGUCGGCAGGAGAUCAGAGACGUGAUGCAGAGCAGCGACAGAGGAGCUCUGAGCAGGAUGAGGAACCUGAAGAAGUCGCUGGGACUGAAGUAAAGCUGCUCUCUAAAGGAGGAUUUUUAACUUUUCGUGCACUUGGAAACAACAAAACGGAGCCAAAAUCGAAGCCAAUCUGGUGUUUAUUCUAAAUCUGACAUGGAUAAUGUGUUACUUUUUGGUUUUAUGAAGAAGUUUAAAUAGAAAAUGAGACAAAUGAUGUGUUUUUGUGUAAAUGUUCCCUAAUAAUGCGACUGAACCUUUUUAGUUUUCCAUCAGUGAGAACAUGUGAGGAGUUCAGAGAGUCUGCAUCCAGGUAAACCUACAGAGAACACUAACUGUCUCCUGCCUCUGAAUGUUGGAAUGUGAAAGCCUUUAAUAAAGAAUUAUUUUGGUAGAGAA